UGACUGUUACAAGGGAGAAUUAUAUUUUGUCCUCCGUCUGCAAUCAUUUAAUACAUGACAUGAUGGACUUAUAGGACCUAAUCGGAAUCAUUUCUACAUGUGCACGUGUUGUGUCUCUAUUAAGUCUUAUGACAACACAGAGAUACAGUAUAUCCUGGUCUGACCACCUUUCUACAUGGGGGAACCUGACAACAGCAUAUUGAUAUUAUCUGCUUUCUCUACUUUGCUAUUCACCAAUCAAAACUGAAUGGGCUUCACUCUCUAAAUGAGCUUUGUCAGCGUUGGAAGUUGUGGCGGGCCUGUUAGCCUCAGCUGCGGAAUGCUUCCCUAAUGAACGCCACGAUUACACUGAAGGGGUGACAUGGACUGGGAUCCCUCAGCAGCCAUGCAAGUGGGAAUGCGUGUGGUGCGAGGAGUGGAUUGGAAAUGGGCAAACCAGGACAAUGGUGAGGGCAGCAUGGGCACUGUGGUAGAAAUUGGACGUCAGGGCAGCCCUACCACGCCUGAUAAGACUGUAGUUGUUCAGUGGGAUCACGGCACCAGGACAAACUAUCGUACUGGAUUCCAAGGAUCUUAUGAUUUGCUGCUGUAUGAUAAUGCUCAAACAGGCGUCCGUCAUCCGAACAUCAUCUGCGACUGUUGCAAGAAGCACGGAAUUCGUGGCAUGCGCUGGAAGUGCAAAGUCUGCUUUGACUACGACCUGUGCACUCAGUGUUACAUGAACAACAAGCACGACUUGACCCAUGCAUUUGAGAGAUACGAGACUGCCCACUCUCGGCCAGUCAUGCUGACACCACGCCAUGGCUUGCCCCGUAUAGUGCUCAAAGGGAUCUUCCAAGGAGCCAAGGUAGUGCGUGGGCCAGACUGGGAAUGGGGAAACCAGGAUGGUGGGGAAUCUAAGGUCGGCCGAGUUGUUGAUAUUCGUGGCUGGGAUGUAGAGACUGGACGAAGCGUGGCAAGUGUGACAUGGGCAGACGGAACCACUAAUGUUUACAGAGUUGGUCACAAGGGGAAAGUAGAUCUGAAAUGCAUUGCCGAUACCCCUGGAGGACAUUAUUACAGGGAUCACUUACCUAAGCUUGGUAAACCAGCAGAGAUACAAAGGAAAGAAAGUUCUGAACGGCAUCCGUUCCAGCAUGGUGACAAAGUGAAAUGCCUAUUAGAUGUUGAAAUUUUACGGGAGAUGCAAGAGGGGCAUGGUGGAUGGAACCCUAAAAUGGCAGAGUUUAUAGGUCAAACAGGAACAGUUCAUCGGAUCACAGAGCGGGGAGAUGUCAGAGUUCAGUACAACAGUGAAACGCGUUGGACCUUCCAUCCUGGGGCUCUAACAAAGCACAACAGCAUUUGGGUUGGUGAUGUUGUGCGUGUGAUGGAUGACAUGGAUACAGUCAAGAAGCUACAAGUUGGUCAUGGGGAGUGGACAGAUGAUAUGGCCCCUGCACUGGGCCAGAUUGGCAAAGUAAUCAAAGUGUUUGGAGAUGGAGACAUGAGAGUGUCUGUUGGCGGUCAGUCGUGGACAUUCAACCCUGCUUGCCUCACUUCUUACCAGAGAGAUGACGAUGCCAACCUGAUGACAACUGAAAACGCCAAGGAACCUAAAAGUACUCUGGUUUCCAUUUUAGAGAAGAUACUUGCACAGAAGAUUGAUUGUGAAAGCCCCAGCUCCUUGGUUAUUGAAGCAGCCCAGGGAAACACAAGCAGAGUGAGAGAGAUGCUCCUGAAAUACCCAGACAAGGUGGAUAUAAGAAAUCAGGGCAGGACGGCUCUACAGGUGUCAUCCCACUUGGGAUACUUGGAGGUGCUGAAGGUCUUGCUUCAAGCCAAUGCAAACAUUGACCUUAAGGAUGACGAGGGGGAUUCUGCUUUACAUUAUGCUGCUUAUGGAAACCAGGCUGCCGUUGUUAGAGUUUUGCUGGGGAAAGGAGCCAAUGCCGAAUUGCUCAACAAUGCCAAGUGCACUGCUCUCUACAUCGCUGUCAAUAAAGGCUUCACAGAGGUGGUGCAAAUUCUUUGUGUUCCCAACUGUGCCAUCAAUAUCCAGGACUUACAUGGGGACACACCGCUGCACUAUGCCGUCACAGCAGAUUUCAGAAGUAUCAUUGAGAUCCUUACCGAGGUGCCGAACAUCGAUUUCACUGUACAGAAUCAGCAAGGAUUUAAUCUUCUGCAUCACUCUGCUCUGAAAGGCAAUGUCCUAGCUGUCAGAAAGAUCCUGGAAAGGGCACGCCAGCUAGUGGACUCCAAGAAAGAGGAUGGCUUCACCGCCCUGCAUCUAGCUACGCUCAACAACCACCAGGAAGUCGUGGACAUCUUAAUCAGAGAGGGCCGCUGUGAUGUAAAUCUCAGGAACAACAGGAACCAGGUUCCACUGCACCUUGCAGUGACACAUGGACACAUCAACCUGGUGCAGAUCCUGGUGACAGAAGGAGCAGAUGUGAAUGCAGAAGAUGAGGAUGGAGACACCCCAAUGCACAUAGUUCUUGUACAGCAGCACCUCACAUGCCUAGAGCCAGAAGGCAAUGGAUCAGCUAUUCUCAGCAAGCUGCAAGCUACUGGCCUGCUUGGGAAUAUGGAACUGAAUGUUGGAAUGGCAAUUGCCUGCUUUUUGGCACUAUCAGGCGCAGACAUUAACUAUGCCAAUCACCGUGGAAAAUCUCCUCUCGACCUGAUUACCGAUGGAAGGUUAGCACAUCUCGUGAAAAACUUCUCGCAGAAAUUCAGGGAACAACAGGCUGAAACUGACCCAUCCACUAUUAGCUGCACCCUACGCAGGGUACACACUACCCCGAAUACAAUGACCAACCUCAGUAUGCCCAGUGCUACCAGUCCUACAGAAUGCCUUGUGUGCUCGGAGCUGGCAGUGCUCAUCAACUUUUUCCCAUGUCAACACAGCAUAGUAUGUGAAGAAUGCUCCAGGAGAAUGAAGAAAUGCAUAAAGUGUCAAGUGUCAAUCACCAAAAAGAUUAGGCAAGAUAGCACAGAAGUUGACGAUGUGCCGAGCUUAGAAGUAUCAGAUCAGCGCAAGGUGAUGGAAGAGCUUCAGAACCGAUAUCGUCAAAUGGAGGAAAGGAUGACCUGCCCAAUCUGCAUCGACAGUCACAUCAAGCUGGUGUUUCAGUGCGGACAUGGAUCCUGCACUGAAUGCAGCUCGUCCCUGACCUCUUGCCCCAUCUGCAGGCAGGCUAUCCGAGAGAGGAUACAAAUAUUUGUCUGACUUGGGGGCGUUGGUGUGUCGCUGGAGUGACAGGCAUUGCUGUAGACCACAAAUCAUGCCUGAACUAAGCACGGUUGUGUAGACCCUCUCCAAGGCAAGGUGUUCAGAGAAGAGAGCGGGACAACUCUGCUUACGAAGAAGUGUGGCUGCUGUGUGUGUUUCAAAUACUUAAAAACAAUAUGUAUAACUAUACACACUGGAAGGGCUAAUCUAUAAUGUAGUCUUCCUGAGAAAUUCUGUUUUUCAGAAGGACAGUUGAGGCCAAUCCCGAUCGCUCAUCAUUCAAACAUGUCAUCAGUGCCCAGUGGCGUCUCCAUAGGGGUUCUCAAUCCUAUUUUUGGUUUCUGUGAAAAGCAACAUAAAUCACGGCCUUCCAACACAAAGAUACUAUUUAUUUUUUGUAUGCAUAUUCAUGAGAUAUACAGUAACUAAGCAAUACAUUAGGUCAGUCACAUAUGGCUGUCCCAAUAUGUGUAACGUUAUGGUAUUUCACUACAGAAAAAAACAAAUAAGUUAAUUUCUGAUUCACUGGAAGAUUUUACACAGAACACAGGCUCUGGCUGAAAGUGGGCAAACUGCAGAUUUUUAGAUGUCAUAAUACUAUACUAACUAGAGGCGCCUUGAUACAAGAAGGAAGAGGUGUGUUUGUUUAGCAUUUGUUACAGAAGUGCCACAUCUUGAACUGUCAGGUGACUGAGUGGGAUAGCAGAUCGAAGUUUGUUCAUUUUUAUCUGUGUACAAUGUAAGAAAUGUGUAUAUUACUGAAAAUAAAGCAGGCUUGUUAAUAUUA
Molecule: messenger RNA, 4004 nt
Organism: Pseudophryne corroboree (corroboree frog)
Lineage: Eukaryota; Metazoa; Chordata; Amphibia; Anura; Myobatrachidae
Gene: MIB2
Product: MIB E3 ubiquitin protein ligase 2
Exons: 19
Coding region: 362-3214 (950 amino acids)
Biological process (GO): protein ubiquitination
Cellular component (GO): cytoplasm
Molecular function (GO): ubiquitin-protein transferase activity; protein binding; zinc ion binding
Source: RefSeq, a predicted model, not a curated record